This is a messenger RNA of Drosophila obscura, 1269 nucleotides long. Its product is annotated as nuclear transcription factor Y subunit beta. Lineage: Eukaryota; Metazoa; Arthropoda; Insecta; Diptera; Drosophilidae. The record is from RefSeq and is a predicted model, not a curated record. The transcript has 3 exons. The coding region runs from base 359 to 1081 and encodes 240 amino acids.
GGAAAACAAAAAGCGUGACAGAGAGGACGCGAAUCAAAGCGCACGCGGCAAAAUGUAAAACUUGCUUAUUGUGGAUUUAUUUUUAACAAUUGCCGUCAUCGCGCGUUCGUUUCGUUGGCCCGUUCGUCUCGUAUUUGGCUGUGUGCUCGCCCCGCUUGCGUGUGUUAAUUAAAUUUAUUUCAGCAUUUUGCAAUUGCUGCGUAUUUGCUGUUGCGGUAAUUAACUGUAUACUAUACCAAAAAAAUCCAUCGUCGACUGCAGUUUGCCGCACGACCGAGUACAGUUAGGACGCCGCUCCGUUCCGUUCCUUCGGUGUUUCAUUCUUGGUAAAUUUCCACUGCGGGCGCGCUUCAUCAGCAUGGUGUUGACAAAUUUCGAGUGUUGGGCACAUGCAGACUCGGCGGGACCGAAUUCCAAUUUCGAAACCGGGCAGAUGCGACAAACCUUGGAUCCAUUCAAUCCACGUGCAGUCUCUUACACUGUCGCCCCCCCUGUCGUCGCUACUGGUGGCGUACACUAUGCGUUCAUGAAUGAUCCCAACAACAAUGAGCAGCCAAUGGAUGCUGCCGCCGCGUCUGCAGCACGCUGCAAAAAGCGUUGUAACGGGAAUGAGCCAUCCGAGGACGGGGAUAACCCGAUGUACACCAAGCGCUGCCGUUUCGACGAUGUGGACCUGGCGGCCCAGUAUUGUAAUGAUUUCUUUUCCCUGCCUGCCACACAAAUAAUUGGAACACAGGCCUGCUUAAUGGAUUACGAGAUGCAGGCCAGCGGUGGUGGCGCUGGGGACAUGAUGGAAGCAGCGCCACAGCAGCACCAACACCAGGAGCAGCAGCAGCAACAGCAACAACAACAACAACGCCUUCAGCAGCAUUUUCAAGACCCAGACCCCAAAGAGAAACAGCAGCUGCUGUACCGACAACUCGAGCAGCAUAUAUCCAGAAAAGUGAUUACAAAGCCUCUCACGAAAGUCCAGGCAAAUUCCAGGGAAGCUGAGGCGGACCUGUAUAUAGGCACGCAUGGCGGUUGCCUGCAUCACUUCGAAAUGCUGGGCGGGUCAGAGCAGGAGGAGUUUGAUAUCUGAACAAUACAAUAUGUACCACUAACCCAUGGGGUUGUCUAUACUUAGUACCCUAACUAACUAACUAACUAACUUACUCCAAUCGAGCAUUGUUAAUCCCAACCGAAGUAGUCAAGUAAGCUCUCGCAUAUCGCUACCUGAAGGUGCUUAGUGUUAGGCAUUGAAUUCUAAUAAAUGAAGUUUAUUUCUAU